Chaetomium globosum CBS 148.51 is the source of this 951-nucleotide messenger RNA. RefSeq lists its product as uncharacterized. The coding region runs from base 1 to 951 and encodes 316 amino acids. Gene Ontology annotation, molecular function: nucleic acid binding. The transcript is spliced from 2 exons. Lineage: Eukaryota; Fungi; Ascomycota; Sordariomycetes; Sordariales; Chaetomiaceae. The record is from RefSeq and is a predicted model, not a curated record.
AUGGCCCUAACCCUCUACAUCCAGGAAUACGCCGUCCCGCCCUGGGUACCUCGCCUACGACCGACGCUCGAAGCCGAUCGAGGGAAGGCGGCCGAGAUGGUCAACAAAAUUUCGGGAAUCGUGAUCGCAACCAGCUCAUCCGUAAAGAAGGGCAUUGCUGGCAUGGGCGGCCUUGCACGGGAUACUCUCUUCAACAGGACUAGCGAGACUGUGACAAACUAUGCUGUUGUUCUUGGGACAAGGGAAGAGCAGAACCCAUAUACAGCAGAGCUAGCAGCCAUCGCAAUGGCCCUGGAGAAGUUACCAGCUAGCAUCUGCCACAGGCACAUCACCGUGAUCACUAGGAACCAGUCAGCGCUGGCAGCAGUUGGACAGCCGCGGCAGCAAUCCGGCCAAAGCAUCAUACGGCAAAUCUACGACUUGGCUAGGCUGCACCGACAAAGAGGGAACUCGGUCAACUUUCUGUGGAUACCAGCGGAGAUUGACUUCGCGCUGGGGUCAGAUGCCAAGGCAGCAGCCCAGAGAGCGGCAAGGACGCACACCCGACUCCCAAAUGCCCCAGGCCAAGUCUACCGCGAUGAGGCUGGGAAUGGAAAGACAACGGGCGACAAGAUUUCUACCUCUGAAGCGAAGGGAGGCCUGCGUAUUGGCGCAGCUCCGAACCGGAAUGGCGAGACUGAACGGUUUUUUGAGCAGGAUUGGGGCGGUCGAGUCAGACCUUUGUGCCUGUGGACAAGCGAGGGAAUCGGUGGAACACUUUCUUUUCCGAUGCGUGAGAUGGACAGCUCUAAGGGAAGACAUGCUGCAAUGCACAAUGGCAAGACGAGGAAGCCUCUCGUUCUAUCUGGGAGGGAAAGCGCCAUCGGAUACAAGGCAUUGGUCACCAGAUAUAAAGGCAGUCCGGGCGACGAUCAAAUACGCAAUGGCAACAGGAAGGCUGGAGCUGAAUGA